AGGAGCUACUUGAAGGCAGUUUGAAAGAGUUUUAUUUUACAGAUUCUUAGUCCAAAGAUUUCAAAUUAGAAGCGGCAGCAGAAAAGGAGAAAAAAAACAAGUAAGCGUGAUGAAGCCACCUUCAUCCUGGCAUUCUGACAUUUAACCUGGUGAGAAACACCAUCGAUGGUGAAGUUGCCUUUUCAGCGGGGUUCUGUCUGUUCACCUUCCAUAAUAAAUGCAGUCAAAGGGGCAGUCACUUCUCAUCGGUCACAAAGGUCUCGUUUUUGAACCUCACCCUCACAAGAGCCAUUUCUCAUCAUGCCAAGCCAACAGAAGAAAGUCAUUUUUUGCAUGGCUGGGAUGUUAAGCUUUGUGUGUGCCCUCGGUGCUGUGGCAGCCCUGGGGACACCUUUGUGGAUCAAAGCCACCUUCUUCUGCAAAACUGGGGCUCUGCUCGUCAAUGCCUCAGGGCAGGAGCUGGACAAGUUCAUGGGCGAGAUGCAGUACGGGCUUUUCCAUGGAGAGGGCGUGAGGCAAUGCGGGCUGGGAGCAAGGCCCUUUCGGUUCUCAUUUUUCCCAGAUUUGCUCAAAGCCAUCCCAGUGAGUAUCCACGUCAAUGUCAUUCUUUUCUCCACGAUCCUCAUCGUUUUAACCCUGGUGGGGACGGCCUUCUUCAUGUACAAUGCUUUCGGCAAGCCCUUUGAAACCCUGCAUGGUCCACUGGGGUUGUAUCUCUUGAGCUUCAUUUCCGGCUCCUGCGGCUGUCUUGUCAUGAUACUGUUUGCCUCUGAAGUGAAAAUCCACCGCCUCUCAGAAAAAAUUGCAAAUUACAAAGAAGGGACUUAUGCCUACAAAACACAAAGUGAAAAAUACACCACGUCGUUCUGGGUGGUUUUCAUUUGCUUUUUUGUUCACUUUUUGAAUGGGCUUCUAAUACGAUUUGCUGGAUUUCAGUUCCCUUUUGCAAAAUCUAAAGACACAGAGACAACUAACGUAGCUGCAGAUCUAAUGUACUGAAGGGCAAACAU
Molecule: messenger RNA, 1010 nt
Organism: Orcinus orca (killer whale)
Lineage: Eukaryota; Metazoa; Chordata; Mammalia; Artiodactyla; Delphinidae
Gene: CLRN1
Product: clarin 1
Exons: 3
Coding region: 301-999 (232 amino acids)
Biological process (GO): equilibrioception; sensory perception of sound
Source: RefSeq, a predicted model, not a curated record